Molecule: messenger RNA, 2271 nt
Organism: Pseudocercospora fijiensis CIRAD86
Lineage: Eukaryota; Fungi; Ascomycota; Dothideomycetes; Mycosphaerellales; Mycosphaerellaceae
Exons: 9
Coding region: 1-2271 (756 amino acids)
Source: RefSeq, a predicted model, not a curated record
AUGGACACGUCUAGCCAGCAUGACUCCACGGGAUCACGUGACCAGCUUCCCAAGCAUAUCAUGGUCCAUGCUACGAGCUCAAAUUUCCCCCAAUACCGUCUCAAGAGAUGUGUAAGACCAAUUACAGCGGCGGGUUCCUUUCAGGGCAAAAGGCAUACCAGGUUGUCAGUGCCUUACAGCAUUUACUCGGUCACCUCUUACUGGAUAACAAGAACACUUGGUCGUGGUAGACAGCUUCAUCCAGGUAAUGGAGUCUAUUACCCAAUUUCGCCUCGCAGAUGUAGAGUGCAAAAUCUUUUGGGGAUUUUCACCCUCUUCCUUUCUCUCCCAUACACACACUUCAAUCCAAACCAACAUCACUACCACUGCCAUACACACACUUCAAUCCAAACCAAAAUCGUCUCAAGACAACAGCAUAACUUGCAAUCAAAGACUACCACUGCCAUCAACAGCAGCAAAAAGUCAACCAUUUCAGACAAGCAAGAACUUCCAAAACUCACAAAGCUCCGCCAGCAAGUCAACGGCGUGCUGGCCACCAGCUGCGGAGAUCGGCAAAAAGAAAGCCUUAGCACGGUAUUGAAGCUUCAUACCCAAAUCUUGUCAAGGCUCAGGGCGCUGCUGAUAUCUCCAUUCAUCAGCAAUCAGAAGCCAGAAGUAAAUUCAAGUUUCACGCGAACACGCGUGCCUGGCUCAAUGACCAAGUGGCUACCGCGAGGUGACCUCGACGGUCCCCUUGUGCCAUUCUGCAAUCGACACAUUUACAAGCCCAUCGGUCGUGCUAUUAAGAUGCUCGACGCGAAGAGGCAUGAGCUAUCAGCGCUCCGAGAGUGCCAAAUUCAAAUCGGCACAUUCCCGCACUUCGAUGCCCAAAUCUGCUAUCUCCAUGCAGAGCUCUCCGACCACGAGAGUCUUGAUCAGAACCCCAGAUACAGGCCAGAUCCUCUCGCCUUUCCACAUCUUCUUGGCAGAGUCGAGACACUCUUUCACAAGGUAGAGCACGAGAAAGCAACAAUGAAAUCUUUCUUGGCGGACCUAGUCACAGACUCGGUUCAACAAACUGUUGCGAUCACCCCAAACGCAACUCCAAAGAAGCGGUCUUGUGAGGAUUCUGAAGAGGACGAGCGUCAAGCUUUGGAACACAGCAACAAACACCCGAAACUUUCAGGCGAGAUCAUACAGACCGACCCCAAGAAACGUCCUCGAGAAUCUGACUCGGACGAUGAUACCGCUGGGGAGACUGGACGCAGCAUCAAACGUGCAAAGCAUCACGUGAAUGCAGACCUUGGCAGUAUCGAUGAUACCGCUGAGGAGGCUAGACGCAGCAUCAAAAGCCCAAAGCAGCCCGUACAUACGAACUUUGGCGCUGGCCUCCCAGACCCCGGUUCUUGCAGCCCGCGAACAUCACCCGAACCGGCUGCAACGGAGUUGUCCAAUCAAGAACCGAACACUGGCCAGGCUCAACAGCCAGCAGUACGCACCUUGAAGCUCCUACCGCCAUCUAAACCGGUCGCAACAGAGCCCUCCAACGAGCAGCUGAUUGAAGACGAACGUCCCAAUCUUGACCUCUUCUACGCCACCCUGUCAAGAGGCCUGGGUCUUCACUGGGACAAUUACGAUGUCCAAGAGUUUGAGCGCAUGGUCCUCCGCCUCGAAACACAGUUUGAGCAAGUCUUCGAGGACGAAGAGGAGUCAGAAUGGGGGGAUGAAGCUGAACAAGAAAUCUUAGCAUGGCUGGAACAAGUCACAAACACCUCUGCAAUCGACUCUGACUCUGGAUACGAAUCCUCAGACGACGAAGAAGAGGAUGACGAGGAGGAUGAGGAGGAGGUGCAAGCCCAGGCCCUGCGUGAUGCAUAUGCCGCAACACCAGCUCUUGCCGCCGUCCAUGCCGCCUUCCAAGUCGAACACCACCGCGACUGCGCGCUGUCCAAGCAGAUAGCUGAAGCGGAAGAGGGCCUCCCCUUCUGGAUAAUCCAGCGCGACAGGACAAAGAACAAACUCCUGCGAGGCAGAUCAAUGCAGAAAUUCUACGCUGCUCGACAAUCAGAAGAUGUGGGCUCUGGAUGGCGGAAUCUGCUCGCAGACAUGCGCUUGGCGCUAAGCAGACAAACCCACCGACCCAACUACAAUGGGGAUGAGGGACAGCGCUCCACAUGCCACCUGCUUGUUUGCGAAAGGCAUGAAAGACACCCGAUCUCACGUGUCAUCGAACAUGCUCUGUUCGAAACAUUUUUUUGGAAGGAAAUGGCGCAUGAUGGAAAUGAAGCAUGA